UUUACAAGUUUGGCAGAACUGGAUCUGGACAUCACACACAGACACAAUUGCAUGUCAAGUGGACAAUUUAUUUGUUGACCAUCAGUUUUUAAACAAAUAAAUCAUCUAGUUUUUUUAUUUAUUUUAUUUUGAAUUUGAAUUAUUUGAAUUUGAAAGCAAGAUGACUAUGGCCAUGUUGCAACGACGUGCUAACGUACGACUUCCACCAGAAGUCAAUCGUGUUCUUUAUAUAAGGAACCUUCCUUAUAAGAUAACCGCGGAAGAGAUGUAUGAUAUCUUUGGUAAAUAUGGGGCCAUAAGACAAAUCCGAGUUGGAAAUACUGCGGAGACCCGAGGUACCGCUUUCGUAGUCUACGAGGAUAUUUUUGAUGCCAAAAACGCUUGCGAUCAUCUCAGUGGGUUCAAUGUUUGCAACCGGUACCUGGUAGUCCUGUACUAUCAGAGCAACAAGGCCUUCAAGCGGGUGGAUGUUGACAAGAAGAUGGAGGAAAUUGAUAAAUUAAAAACUAAAUAUAAUCUGAAUGACGACAAAAAAUAAAUUAUUUAUUUAUGAUCCGGAGUUAGCGGGCAAUCAACGAUCUUUGAUUUUUUUCAACAAUUUAAUUUUAAAAAAAACGCACAUGUAGAAAAUUAAAAAAACUACAGGUGCAUUUUUCUGAAAUUUGUUGUUUUUAAAAAAAUCACGUCAGCUAAUUUCAUAUUUAUUUUUAAGAACUUAAUAAUUAUUUGUAAGAAUAAGAAGACUGUAAAUAAAUUAUAAUUAUUAAUUGAUAAGUAUUUGUCA
Microplitis mediator is the source of this 784-nucleotide messenger RNA. RefSeq names its product splicing factor 3B subunit 6 (gene Sf3b6). Bases 161 to 538 code for a protein of 125 amino acids. The record is from RefSeq and is a predicted model, not a curated record. Lineage: Eukaryota; Metazoa; Arthropoda; Insecta; Hymenoptera; Braconidae. Gene Ontology annotation, molecular function: mRNA binding. The transcript is spliced from 3 exons. Gene Ontology annotation, cellular component: ribonucleoprotein complex; cytoplasm; nucleus.